AUGAGAGAGUACGAUGAAAUAACUUCUUUUCUUGGGUCAUGGGGAGCAUUUCAGAGGACUGUUUUUCUGGCCUUAGCCAUCAGCAUCCUUCCCAACGGUUUUGUGGGAAUCUACAUAGUUUUUGUAGGAGACACACCACCACAUGAAUGUCUAAUUCCAGAGGAGCAUAACAUCAGUGAGAUGUGGAGAAAUGUUACCAUUCCAAUGGUGAUGCAGGAUGGUCAGCUGAAGCGUAGCUCUUGCAGCAGGUACAAUCUGGCCACAGUGAAAAACUUCUCCAAUGAGAUAGCACUGGAGAACUGUCUGGAUGGAUGGAAGUACAGCAAAGAAAUAUAUCAAUCAACAAUCGUCACUGAGUGGGAUCUGGUGUGUGAGAAUGAGUACAAGGAACCCCUGACGUCAUCUAUAUAUUUCUUUGGUGUCCUGCUGGGAACCUUCAUUUCAGGACAAAUGUCUGACAGAUAUGGUAGAAAGCCAGUACUCUUUAUUAUGAUGGUUAUGCAGACAAUAACCAUUUUUAUCCAGAUGUUUUCACCAAGCUGGGAGGCAUUCACUGCCAUUUUCUUCUUUGUGGGCUUUAGUGGCUUCUCCAACUAUGUAGUAGCCUAUGUGCUAGGAUCAGAGAUUUUGAGUCCAGCGACACGAGUGAUAUUUGGCUCUCUGGGCGUCUUCAUGGGGUCUGGGUUGGGUCAGAUGUUCCUCCCCCUGGCAGCUUACUACAUUCGUGACUGGAGAUGGCUAGUGUUAACCAUGGCUCUCUCUGGUCUGAUAUACAUCCCACUGUGGUGGUUUAUCCCAGAGUCUCCGCGAUGGCUGCUCUCUCAGGGAAGAGUGAAGGAGGCUGAGGCCAUACUGAGAGAUGCCGCCAAGAAAAACAAAGUCACAGCACCAGAGGUCAUCUUCACUCCAACAGAGACUGAAGAAGCAGUGAAAAAACAAGAGAAGAAAUACAGCAUUUUGGAUGUCCUGAGAAGUUGCAAUGCACUUUUAAUAAUAUUAAUUUGCUCCCUCCUCUGGAUGGUCAUCACUAUGUCCUACUACGCUCUUCUUCUGAACACGACCAACCUCCACGGUGAUCCCUACCUCAACUUCUUCUUCUCCGCUGUGGUGGAGGUCCCUGCAUAUUUCAUAGCCCUGCUGUUGCUAAGAUACUGUCUGAGGAAUUUCUGCCAGUCUUCAACUCUCUUCUUAGGGGGAGCCAUUAUUCUUUUCAUACAGCUCGUACCUCAACACAUACCUGAGUUGGCAAUCUUCCUGGAGAUGGUUGGGAAGUUUGGAAUCACUGCGGCUUUCUGUGUGGUCUACGCCGUGACCUCAGAGCUUUUCCCCACGGUGAUCAGAAACAUGGCCAUGGGUACCUGCUCUAUGGCGGCACGCAUAGGAACCAUCAUCUCUCCUUUCAUCAUAUAUCUGGGAAAUUUGUACAAAUACCUCCCCUAUCUUUUAAUUGGGGGUCUGGCUGUAUUUUCCGGAUUGCUCUGUUUCCUUUUGCCAGAGACUUUUGGGAGGGAUCUCCCAGAGACCAUGUCAGAGAUGCAGAACCUGAAAUGGUUUGGGCACUCCAAAAAGAAGAAUAAAGCAACCUUAACGACAAACAACAAUGUCGUGCUGAGAGAAGAGAAGCUAUAA
Messenger RNA from Chanos chanos (milkfish), 1629 nucleotides. Its product is annotated as solute carrier family 22 member 5-like. Gene Ontology annotation, cellular component: membrane. The record is from RefSeq and is a predicted model, not a curated record. Gene Ontology annotation, biological process: transmembrane transport. The coding region runs from base 1 to 1629 and encodes 542 amino acids. The transcript is spliced from 11 exons. Gene Ontology annotation, molecular function: transmembrane transporter activity. Lineage: Eukaryota; Metazoa; Chordata; Actinopteri; Gonorynchiformes; Chanidae.